Brassica napus (rape) is the source of this 2506-nucleotide messenger RNA. RefSeq lists its product as uncharacterized. Bases 342 to 1394 code for a protein of 350 amino acids. The record is from RefSeq and is a predicted model, not a curated record. The transcript is spliced from 6 exons. Lineage: Eukaryota; Viridiplantae; Streptophyta; Magnoliopsida; Brassicales; Brassicaceae.
CACUCCAUUUCCCACUCCAUUUUCUCAAUUUUGGAGUAAAAUAUGAAGUGGGGUUGGAGAUGCUCUUAGUGAAUAUCAAAUUGACUAAUAUCCCGCCCGUAGGGCGGGCCGACCCUAGUACUAUAUAUGUUCUUUUCCAAGGCUGUAAAAUCUAGUGAUUAAGACUACAAACCGUCUCUUCCACUUUACUUCACUAUGUCUUUCCAGUUUCACUAUGUCGUUCCAGUUUCCUCUUCUCUAGUCGUUAUAAAAGACAUGAUCUGUUUCUUCCUCUCACACUCGUGACUCGUCCUGAAUAGAUUUCGAGUUCUUUUGAUACCGACGUUAAAUUUCUAAUAGUUAUGUCUUACGUUCCUCCACAUAAACGACAUGAAAACGUAGCACUCAGGGCAUCCUCUGUUCCACCUUCUCUUCUUACAAAACACAAAAAUACAAAGAUAAUCUACGCAAACGAUUUCAUCUCCAGGUGGUUUCUCGUUGGUUCAGAGGACAACAACAGCUUUCAACUUGUCCCCGUUUCUUCAGAAUGGAGAAGAGAGUCAGAAGACAAACCGUUGGUAAUGUUAGCGAAGAGCGAGUCCGGAAAACUGGAAGAUCCAUGGCUAUGGGUAGCAGAGAAGGUAGAGAAUGAUCUUAUGUUGGGAUUUGGUAGGGCAAAGGAGACGCUCCUACGUUAUGCAUCAGAUGAUGUCAACCUCAGAUUGAUCACUAGGUUUGACACUUUACGAGAUGAUAACGUAACUAAAAGGGUGCUGGAAAAACUCAAGAGAUCAUUUCGUACAAAUGUUCCAAAGUCAUAUGUCGAGAACACUGUGUAUGGAGUGGUUCCUAAGAUGGGAUUCUCUGUUGAAGAGACCAAGGAGUUGUAUCAUGUGAAGGUGUUUGACAACACUCGUCCUGAUAUAACCAUCUCUUGUAAAUGUAUGGCGGAGCUUAAUGCUCUGAGGCACUUGAUUAUCGAUGUAUCCUGCCUUGACCAAGAUCUUGACAUGAGGCUAUCGGUUGAUUCAAAAAGGACAUUGACCAAUCUAUCAGAGAAUGAGAUCAAAAGUCUCAAAGAACUGACAGUUUCAGCAGUGAUAGAUCCAAAUGUUAAAGGUGGGUUAAAAUGGCCUCUUGGGAAAUUAUCAUGUGGUGAUCGUUACAGCGUUUGCGGCGUAUGGCAUACCGUCACAACUACAUACAGAAACCAGACAUUGAGGCUUCAAGUCCGAGAGGCUGAUCGGUAUGAUUUUAGAACUGGAAUUGGAGGAGCGUCAAGGGAAGUUUUUCUCAAGUUAAGAGCCUUAAGCAAACUACUCAAGGAGGAAAAUGUGGAGGGGAAAUGUGUUUCAGACAUGCUGAAAGAUUGUCUGAAAACAGUGUGGGACUACUUUUUGAAGAUACAAGUGUAGUAGUCACUGUGUUUUCUUGUGUGUUUGCAUGUUUUUGUCACUUUACUCCAAACUUUGCUGCUUUUACUGAUUUUGGCUCAUCAUAAUUUGUGGCAUUGUCCACAGUAUCUUUUGGAUUGGAAAACGUAUUUGAUUAAUAAAGUUGUUAUUGUUUAGUUUUUCAACUUUGUUUGCUUGUACCAUUCUCUUGCUGUAUCUCCAAUUCUCUUGUACACUAUUUUAGUGUUAAAAUUACACUAUGUUAGUGUAGUUUCAGCACUAAAAAAAUUAUUCCUCCAACCACAACACCAAACUUCACAAUAAAAGCUAUUUAUAAUAGAGAUCCCUUUAUAAUAUUAUAUGUAUUUAUGUUUUUGAUUUUCAUUUAGUUUACUAAUAAAAUAAAUAAAUAGUGUUUUAGUGGGGUGAAUAGUAUUUUAGUGUAGUAAAUAAUAUCAAAAUUAUAGUGUUGCACUAAAAUGAUGCGAUUUUUUUAUGUUGGGUUAGAAAAAGCUUUUAUGUCCAAAUCACAUUAAAAUAGAGUUUUAGUAUUAGGUUGGAGAUGAUCUUAUAAGGGCAUCUCCAACCAUGACAUCAAAUUAAGUGUUGAAAUUACACCAAAUUUGAUGUUUUGGUGUCAUCUUUUUGUCAUCUCCAACCAUGACACCAAAUAUUACACUAAAAAUAAUAUAUAUAUAUAUAUAUAUAUUAUUUUAUAUUUUUCAGUUUUAAUAAUUUAUUAUUUAUAAUUGAUAAAUAAUUAUUUAUCAAACUUAGAUAUUAUCUUUGUUAAAAAAUUAUAAUUUUUACGUUUAUAUAAUUUAUUUAUAUUUAUAUUUUUGGUUUAACAAUAUUAUACUUUAUGUAUUUAUUGUAUAUAAAUAUUAAAAAUUACAAACUAUUAAUUAUGAAAAGUACAUAACAAAAUAAUAUAUUUAUUUUAUGUUUUGAGUGUUUAUUUCAAAUUUAAUAUGCAAUUUAAUCUUAUCCAGCCUAUGUUAUUAAUUUUUUUAUGUUUUAUAAAAUACUAAUUAAAAAUUUAUAGUAUUAAAAAUAAAAUAUAGAGUUCUAUGAUAUUUUAUUUUUAAUAAUAUAAAAUAUUACCAUUUAGUGAUUUCUUACUUAACAUAAAA